Cladocopium goreaui is the source of this 1173-nucleotide messenger RNA. NCBI's taxonomy places the organism in Eukaryota, Dinophyceae, Suessiales, Symbiodiniaceae. The record is from the annotation of a GenBank genome assembly.
CUUGGCAGAUACCACACGGUCCGUAGCCAUUUGGCUCAAGUGGUUCAAACGUCCCGUCCCUCCUUGAUGUUGGAUUGCUGCGCAGUUCCCACCGUCAUGCCUUCCUACAAGUUGACCUACUUCGACAUCCGCGGCCUGGCCGAGAACGCGCGCAUCCUCUUCGCGGCAGCCAAGCAGCCCUACGAGGACGUCCGGUUGUCCCUGAGCUUCGGCACCCCGGGGGACUUCAGCACCAUCCAACGUCCCGAAUUCGAUGAGAUGAAGGCGAAGGGAUUGUUGGAUGUCUCUCUGGGCAAGGUGCCUCUUCUCGAGGUGGACGGCGUCCAGAUUGGUCAAUCCAAGGCCAUUGAGCGUUUCCUGGCCUCCCAGUUGGGCAUGAUGGGCAGCUCACCGGCGGAGGGCGCACAGGUGGAUCAGCUGGGUGAAACGGUGCGUGACAUCAAGGAUGCCUAUCAGAAGGUGCGCGGAAUCAAAGACGAGGCGGAGAAGAAGACAGCCAUGGAGAAGUGGUUCGCCGAGGACUUGAAGAACUGGGUGGCUUUGGCCGAGAAGUCCCUUCCAGCAGGACCUGGGCCCUUCUUGGUGGGUGGCAAGUUAUCCCUGGCAGACAUUCUCUUCUACACCUUGCUCCUGGCUCCUGGGGGUGCCUUCGACGACACCGAGGGAGCCAAGGCUUCCUUCCAGUCGAGCCCCAAAGUCAAGGCGGCCAUGGAGGCAGUGGAUGCUUUGCCACAGCUGAAGGAAUACUUUGCCAGCCGCAAGGUGACACCGUUCUAGCGCCGUCGUUAUGAACCAACAUGAACCAACCCGGCUAGAUGUCUUAGCGGAGGGGUGGCUGAUAUGUGCGAUAGAUUUGCCUGUGUUUUAUCAGGCGACUGGUGAGGGGAAUUGAAAGGGGCAAUUGCACUAGAUGCGCUUGCACCUGCAACCCCUUACGGGUCGUUAACUCAAGUGUGGACAGCGCAUUUGUGUGCCAAGUCCUUGUCGUCCAAGAUUGAUACCACACGGUCCCCAAUGACUGUGUUUUGGAUGGGUUGGCCGCCCACCAGAAUUUCUCAGUCUUGAAAGGUAAAAGAAAGCCAACAGCGAAAGUGAACUGGGCGGAAGAUUUGUAGUCGCACAGCGUUCAAGACUAGAUUUUAUACUAUACAGUACUGUACAUCCAUCCUCCAG